AUGCAGAGGGACCUCGUCGAAUAUUGCAUUUCGGACGUGGAGAUCCUGACGGCCGCAUGUCUCAAGUUCCGACAGCAGCUGAUGGAAAUGGGAAACAUCUGCCCGUACACGGAAGCUUGUACCAUAGCCUCUGCGUGCAAUAAGGUGUACAGGCGCAACUUCCUCAAGCCAAACACCAUCAGCAUCAUCCCCAAAGGCGGCUACAGAUGGCGCGACAACCAAAGCAAGAUAGCCAUCCAAUGGUUGGUAUGGGAGGAACACACCAGGGGCCUCAACAUUUCUCAUGCUGCCAAAGACAAAGAAGCACGAGUCGCAGGGGUCAAAGUUGAUGGCUACAACCCUGAAACCAAACAGGUGUUUGAGUUUCACGGGUGUUACUUCCAUGGUUGCCCCAACUGCUUUAAAUAUAAUAGAGACAAGUCCCUACACGAAAACCCCUCCCAGACAUUAAGCACCCGACACGAAGCCACCCUUGCAAAGAUACAAAGACUUCGAGACCUUGGUUACGAGGUCGUUGAGAUGUGGGAGUGUACGUUUAGAAGAUUAAUGGCGCAAGACAGGCAAAUCGAAGACUACACUACCAAUCACCCCUUAGUUACGCUGACACCGCUAAACCCCAGAGACGCAUUUUACGGAGGACGUACAGGUAAUACUUUCGAGUAUUACAAGUGCGGCCCAGGGGAGAAAAUCAAAUACGUCGACGUCUGCUCCCUUUACCCCUGGGUCUGCAAAUACGGCAAGUUCCCCGUAGGACACCCCAAGGUGUAUGUGGGUGAGGAAUGCCCUACAGAUCUUCGCAAUGUAAACGGGGUUGUUAAAUGCAAGAUCCUCCCGCCCCAGAAUCUCUACCACCCUCUGCUCCCAGCCAAGAUGAGCUUGUUCUCUGUAGCGCCUACGGAGAACACAUGA
Molecule: messenger RNA, 909 nt
Organism: Anoplophora glabripennis (Asian longhorned beetle)
Lineage: Eukaryota; Metazoa; Arthropoda; Insecta; Coleoptera; Cerambycidae
Exons: 1
Coding region: 1-909 (302 amino acids)
Biological process (GO): DNA replication
Molecular function (GO): nucleotide binding; DNA binding; DNA-directed DNA polymerase activity
Source: RefSeq, a predicted model, not a curated record